Molecule: messenger RNA, 2334 nt
Organism: Colletotrichum paranaense
Lineage: Eukaryota; Fungi; Ascomycota; Sordariomycetes; Glomerellales; Glomerellaceae
Exons: 4
Coding region: 1-2334 (777 amino acids)
Biological process (GO): regulation of DNA-templated transcription
Molecular function (GO): DNA-binding transcription factor activity, RNA polymerase II-specific; zinc ion binding
Source: RefSeq, a predicted model, not a curated record
AUGUCUGACCAGGUCAAGCCCCAGCCGUUGCGGCCUCUACUCCCGGCACCAAAAUCCUCGCAGCCUGCUCCUCCUCCUCCUCUUCCUCCAGCACGCUUCCUUCCAGCUCAAUCAUCAGUCAAGAAGCGUCUACCGAGUACCAAGGUUGCUUGUAACGCUUGUCCUCUUGACUCGUUUCAAGCGCUGACAUCCUCACUCAAGUGUGACGGUAAACGCCCUUCGUGCAAGGCGUGUACAGAGCUGAAGACACAAUGUGUCUAUAUCAGUGCUAAUGAGACGGAGACAGCCGCUAUGGCUUUAAAGAGGGAAAAUCAAAUGCUUCGAGAAAUGUUGAGCCAGCUCACGGCUAUGCCGGAUGAUGUUGCCCACCAGACAUUGAAGAAGCUCAAGUUCGCCGUCGACCCUUACGCUGCUCUUCGCGCCAUAAGACCGUCGGGGCCAAGAGAUGCCCGGGAGAUCCUACCUCAUAUCUCGUCCAAUGUCGAGUUUGAACUCACGCGACGCCAUCCCAUCUUGUAUCCCCAAACUCGGAGAUUAGGUCGUCUCGAGAUGCCCGAGGAUGUCGACUCUAGGCCUUCCAAACUCGCUCGGGUUGAGGACGCAUCCGAAGAGGGUUCAAUUCUCGAGGACCGUCGAGCACCAGAAUACGCUACUGUGGCUGAAGUCCUGGAAGAUGAUCCCUCUACAGCCUCUCCUAGGCCUUCUCGAGCAUUUAACUCGGCCUUCUUUGUUCCACUAAUGGGCCCUAUUCCUCCGCCGACACCGCGCAUUCGCAACGAGCCUCGCCUGAAAGAUUUGAACAUCGCCUUCUGGACCGUAGUGCCCAUCAGUAAUCAGGACGCAGCAGAAGUCAUCUCCCUAUAUCUUGAAACAGAUCAUCCGAUAUUGGGCUUGUUCGAUGCUGAUCUGUUCCUGGACGACUUGGUCUCCGGUGAAGUUCGGUACUGCUCUUCACUGCUCGUCAAUGCUCUGCUUGCUUUCGCUUGUGUCAGUUAUCCCCUAUCCCCCCCUACCCCCCUUCUCUUGAUUAAUGUCAUUGAUUGUCUUUACCAGCAAGCGUAUGCGGCAAAGCAACCUGAAGCGUCUCGAUGGAGUCAAGAGCUGGAAGACGAGUCAAAUAAGCUCUGGCAUGCGCAAAACGAUGAUACCCUGCCUACCAUUGCAGCUUUGACCUUCUUGAUUCAGUCCAGCGGCUGCAAUGGCAAUGGUGAACUCAAUGUCAAGUUCGUCAAAGAUACAGUAGCCAUGGCGAAACGUCUGAGACUCUUUGGGUGUCCCGAUGCAUAUACCUUUGUAGACCUAAAUCGUCUCUCGGAACCACAGGCGAGGGCAUCAGCUCAAGUUGCCUGGGGAGUUUUCAACACUCUGAGUAUGAUAGCCCAGUUCUGUUUACCAGCGACUACUGAGUACCCCCCGACUCUUCCCAUUCCAGGCAGAGCUAGGCUAGGGAACUCAACACCCGGGUCUGAGCACGAGCGUAACAGCAGCGCGAAUAGUACAGCGCCCUCGUCAGACUCGGAUGCUCGCUCCCAGUCUCGAAAUCGCACCAAGAGACGGCGAUCUCCUGCCAUAUCAGACACUUUCGCCGCCUUUUGCGAAUUAUGGGUCAUUUCCUCUCAAAUCACUUGGGUUUAUCAGCACGAUACUAGUCCAGGCCAUUCAUCCCAGGCUUUUGCACUGGAGAAGUACAGCAAACUACUGUCUUGGGCAGACAAUUUGUCUGAAAGUAUGGAGCGUGACGAGCACAGCCCAUCUCAUGUGCUUACCUGCCACAUGUGGUUCCACGGAACUGUGCUCUACCUCUUCAGGCCGUUCAUCCCAAGCGACAAACAGCAUGGCUUCAAAUGCUGGUCACCGUCAGCCGACCAGAUACCUGCCUUUUUUGCGGCCUCCGUCGAGCAGCUCAAAGACCUCGUCGAAGUUUACGCGUUGUACCCGGAAUCGACGUACAGCAUCUUCGGGCACACUGCUCUCAUCCAUGUAGCCAACGCCGUAGCUAGCGACAUAACGAAUCCAGAGUGGCGACCCUACUUUCUCAGCUGCAUCCGCGCCUAUCAAGCCCUAUACAGUUCCUUUACCGUUGCCGAAGUGAUUGCCGGGGGUCUCCUUUCCAUGGUCGUCAGGAAAGGGGGCAUGGACAUGACGGAAGCUCUAGGGCUGCUGGAAGACCUCAGAGCUCGCAAGGGACCCAGGGCGGGCGGCCGGGCGACUGGCAUGUUUGUGACUGAUCUCGAUCUUGCCGUGACGGACCGCGAGGCGGCGAGGGUUGAUCGCUUGAUUGAGAACUUUGAAGAGAUGACCAUCUUGGAUGAGUUUACUCAAGGUGUCAUCUGA